AUGGAAAAGAGUGCAGUCCUCACCCUGCGCCCAAACCCUGCCUCUUUCCCUGUGUUGGUUCUGCCGCUCGCUCAGCCAUCGCUUAACCAGCGCGACUUGCUAACCCAGCUGAAAUCUUCCAUGAUGGCCACAGCUCGGCCGCUCGCACAGCUGCGCCAAAGGCACGCUGACACCACAAGCACGGCCAGCGCAGGCCGCACGCACCGGGAGCUCACGGAAGAGUGUUCAGAGUUUUCCCAGAGGUCCUGUGAAGAAUGUCUAAAAAAUGUUUCGUGCCUUUGGUGUUACACCAACAACACUUGUAUUGAUUACCCUGUAAGAAGCAUUCUUCCACCAUCUUCAUUAUGUUCACUCUCAAAUGCUCAAUGGGGAGUUUGCUGGAUAAACGUUGAGGCUUUAAUUAUUGCCAUAGCUGUAGUAGCUGGACUCAUUCUGGUGUCCAUAGCAAUCUGUUGCUGUUACUGCUGUUACUGCAGAAGGCGUUCCAGGAGUAGAUCAGAUGAAGAAGAAGAACGGCUAGCUAGAAAGAGAGAGGAACGAAGAUUACAAUCUCUUCAGAGGAAACAUGAAAGAAAACUGAAGCAUGAUGAAAUACGUAAGAAGUAUGGUCUUCUCCAGGAUUCUGAUAAUCCAUACAGCAGAUUUGAGAAUGAAUAAAGCUGAGCACCUUCCACUAGAGCUGUAACUCCAGAAUACAGGAAGAUAGUUUGUUUUCAUUUGCCCUUUGGGCUCUCUUUUUUCCCCAAAGGUUUCUUUUCCUGGUUGUAAAACUAGGAGUGGAUAAAGACUUCAUGAAAUACGUGUUUCUAUGUUCUAUCUAUAUAGAGCUAAUUUUUUAUAAAUGCUUUUGGUUGUUGAAAUGUUUGCUGACUUUUUUUAUGGUGACAUUUAAGUGUGAAAUACUCUUUCCUCUGCUUAAAACUGUAUUUUAUUACUUGAUGUAGAUGGCUAAUAGUCACAAUCAUGUGUUUGAAUUCAGUCUUAACUGCCACUUAAACAGUUGUUCCCAUGUUCCUAAAUAAAGAUUUUUCCCUACUAUAUCUUUUUUCUUAGAAAAAUAAAAGGCAACAUGGAAGCACAGCUUCACACAGCAGAAAUAGCUGAUGUUGGUAUUGAUGAGAAAAUACACCAGGCCCAUUCUUAUGUACCACCAUUAUGUGAGAAUUGGGUGGAGUUUUUUCCCCCUCUGGAAAAAGAUCUUCAAGAGUGUAAUGUCUAAGGGUUGAGAGAGGGAAGCAUGUUUGUCUUUGAAUAAUUCAAACUCAGUUUUGGAAAUGUUAAUAUGUACUUUUGAUGUAUUACUGAUGUUAAAAAGAAAUUACUUCAGUUAGCAAAAUUGAAGAAAGUCGUUCUUGAAAUAAACAGUUAUGUGUGCCUAAAUUUAAGAAGAAACAUCAGCCUGUGAACACUUUGUUCUGUAAGCUUAAUGUAUAACUAACAAACCACCACCCCACCCCACCCCCCAAAAAAAAGAUUCUGCAGUUUACCAGGGCUGACCCUGGUCUGCAGCUAAGCACCACCCAGCUGCUUGCUUCCUCCCUCCUUGCAGUGGGAUGAGGGAGAGAAUGGG
Messenger RNA from Aptenodytes forsteri (emperor penguin), 1570 nucleotides. RefSeq names its product pituitary tumor-transforming gene 1 protein-interacting protein. Gene Ontology annotation, biological process: protein import into nucleus. Gene Ontology annotation, cellular component: cytoplasm; nucleus. NCBI's taxonomy places the organism in Eukaryota, Metazoa, Chordata, Aves, Sphenisciformes, Spheniscidae. The record is from RefSeq and is a predicted model, not a curated record. The transcript has 8 exons. Bases 1 to 657 code for a protein of 218 amino acids.